Molecule: messenger RNA, 1095 nt
Organism: Serpula lacrymans var. lacrymans S7.9
Lineage: Eukaryota; Fungi; Basidiomycota; Agaricomycetes; Boletales; Serpulaceae
Exons: 4
Coding region: 1-1095 (364 amino acids)
Source: RefSeq, a predicted model, not a curated record
AUGCGUCGUAAAUACAACGAUGCUAUGAAUGAGGUACAUCAGGAUGAGUCUGUUGAAAGGGGAUCAAAGAAGAAAAAAGACACCAAGAGCUCAAGGGAUGAUGACAUACACCACAAGCAAGUGAUCAAGGGACUGGGGCAUCAGUUUGAGAUAACUCAUGCUCUUUGGCUACACGAGCCUACCAAGACUUUUCAAACAAUUAUUGGCGACGAGUAUGAUAAACUGGACCGUUUUGGUAGCACAGCUGCUAGAGUGCAAGUUCAGCUUCGUGAUAUUUUAGACGUAUUUCCUGCGACAUACCAUGGCGACCUUCCAAAUCGCUGGUUAGGCCGUUCACAGUCAAACACAGCUACUCGUCUUCAAUCUCGAGGUGCCAUCAUUUUUAAUUGCAUGGAGGAAGACUUGAGGGUAUCUCGCAAACAAUGUGCAAAGUUUAGUGAAGAUAUUGGGUGGGUGGAAAAUGCAAACGGUACCUCGACAUAUCAUCCAUGGAAUGUCAGUGUCCUUCAUCGAGACUACAAGGGACACUUCGACAUCCAAACAGUUUUUUUGAAUCCAAUUCUUCAAAAACCAACCGAGCAGACAACGAGCUGUAUCAUACAAGGGCCUGCAUCCAUAAUUGCAAUGAACGAAGGCAAAUCUUCUCGUGCUGCAAGAAUCAAUGAAACAAUGGAUCUAAAAUGGGGAUUAAACCAUACAAUGCCUGGCAUGAUCACAGCUUCUGCUGUCCUUGCUCAUUGGACCUUAUCUCCAGAUGAUUGCCUCAAGGAAAAGGGAAACAAAUCUGGCAUUUGUUGGCACAAUGACUUUGACAACUACCUGGAGUAUCUUUUAAGCGGCCUUCAAAAACAAAAAAAAAGUGUAUUCAAUAUAUUCCAAGAGUGGGAUCAAGUCUUUUUCCCCAAUACAAGCCAUGGACUCGCAGGCCAACUGAGCAACACAGACAGGGACCAAUUAAUGCAAGGUGUGAUGGCUGCAUUGAAUCAUGAUGAGGAUGGAAAUGAACAGCCCAAAGGCCAAAACGGCAAUUCUGAACAAGGCUCUGGGGGGGGGGGGGCUCAACGAGGGUGGGAACAACAAAGAUGGAAGCAAUAA